This is a messenger RNA of Argiope bruennichi, 495 nucleotides long. RefSeq lists its product as uncharacterized. Lineage: Eukaryota; Metazoa; Arthropoda; Arachnida; Araneae; Araneidae. The record is from RefSeq and is a predicted model, not a curated record. The transcript has a single exon. Gene Ontology annotation, biological process: DNA integration. Gene Ontology annotation, molecular function: nucleic acid binding. Bases 1 to 495 code for a protein of 164 amino acids.
AUGACUACAGCCUAUCAUCCGCAAACAAAUGGCCUCACAGAGCGAUUCAACAAAACGCUAGCAGAUAUGCUUUCUAUGUAUGUUGAUGUCGAACAGAAGAACUGGGACCAGAUAUUGCCGUUCGUCACAUUCGCCUACAACACUGCCAAGCAAGACACGACAGGUUUUACGCCCUUCUACCUACUACAUGGGCGAGAAGCUGAAACGCCUUUGGAUACGAUGUUUCCUCUCUGCCCCAACGACUUCAGCCAAGAAGACGAUUAUGUAAGUCAUCGGAUCAAUAAGGCAGAAGAAUCGAGGCAAUUAGCUCGUGCACGAACUCUCGAGGCUCAGCAGAAAGAUCGCCGGCAUUAUGACUCCAAACAUCGGAUAGUGGCAUACGAACCAGGGGAUUUAGUGUGGUUUUUUAUUCCAGUUCGUAAAAAAUGGCUUUCCGAGAAGCUCCUCAAGAGGCCCUUAUCAAGUUUUGUGGCGGUUGACCGACGUCACUUAUGA